Messenger RNA from Ahaetulla prasina, 3778 nucleotides. RefSeq names its product asparagine synthetase (glutamine-hydrolyzing) (gene ASNS). Lineage: Eukaryota; Metazoa; Chordata; Lepidosauria; Squamata; Colubridae. The record is from RefSeq and is a predicted model, not a curated record. The transcript is spliced from 13 exons. The coding region runs from base 346 to 2031 and encodes 561 amino acids. Gene Ontology annotation, cellular component: cytosol. Gene Ontology annotation, molecular function: asparagine synthase (glutamine-hydrolyzing) activity.
UGGGCGGACCGCUGGCUGAUGAAAUCCGGCUCAGUCUUACAGAAGAAGUAGCCGAGUGGGUUGUGAUUGGCUUCCGCGUUUUGCUUUCCUUUCUCUUGAGCUCGGCCAAACAGCAGGCGGUUCACCUGUCGAGCCUGCUAGUGAUUGAUCUUUUUUCGCUUGUGAAAGCGUCUUUUCCCGGUGCAAAACCCGAGCUGAAGUUGAAAGGAAGGUUGCAAAAGGGGAUCACAUGUCCCUGGGAGACUGCAACCGUCAUAAAUAUGAAUCAGUUGCCAAGCAUCUGAAUUCUGAUCACCUGACCACAGGGAUGCUGCAAUAAUCUAGCCUUUAUUCAUCAUCAUCACCAUGUGUGGUAUAUGGGCCCUUUUCGGAAGUGAUGGAUGCCUCUCUGCCCAGUGUCUUUCUGCUAUGAAAAUCGCCCACCGAGGUCCAGAUGCUUUCCGGUUUGAAAAUGUCAAUGGCUUUACCAACUGUUGCUUUGGCUUCCAUCGGCUAGCAAUUGUUGAUCAAUUAUACGGAAUGCAGCCUUUAAGGGUGAAAAAAUUUCCCUACUUGUGGCUAUGUUACAAUGGAGAGAUCUACAACUUCAGACGGCUACAGAAACAGUUUGGAUUUGAGUACCAGACCUUAGUAGAUGGAGAGGUAAUUCUUCAUCUUUAUGACAAAGGAGGAAUAGAGGAAACUGCCUCCAUGCUCGAUGGUGUAUUUGCAUUCAUUUUGCUUGACAGUGCAAAUAGAAAGGUGUUUCUGGGAAGAGAUACAUAUGGAGUUAGACCAUUGUUUAGAGUCCUAACUGAUGAUGGUUUCCUGGGUGUUUGCUCUGAAGCAAAAGGUCUGAUCAACUUGAAGCACAAUAUGUCCAGUGCUCUCAAAGUGGAGCCUUUUCUUCCUGGACAUUAUGAAGUCUUGGACUUAAAGCUAAGUGGAAAAGUUGCAUCAGUGGAAGUGAUCAAAUUUCACAGCCCUAAAGAGGAACCUUUGCAUGCUGCCUACAGUACAAUACAGAAUUUGCCUUCAGGUGUUGAUGUUGAAACUGUGAAAAGCAACAUUCGACUUUUGUUUGAAAAUGCUGUUAGAAAACGUUUGAUGUCUCACCGAAGAAUUGGUUGUCUCUUAUCAGGUGGCUUGGAUUCUAGUUUGGUGGCUGCCAUACUUAUCAAACUUACGAAAGAGCAAAAAUUUUCCUAUCCCUUGCAAACAUUUUCUAUUGGGAUGGAAGAUAGUCCUGACUUACUGGCUGCAAGAAAGGUAGCAGCUCACAUUGGAAGUGAGCAUCAUGAGGUUAUGUUUAGUUCUCAAGAAGGGAUUCAGUCACUAGAAGAAGUAAUACUUUCCUUGGAAACAUAUGACAUCACAACAGUACGAGCGUCAGUGGCCAUGUAUCUGGUCUCCAAAUACAUCCGAAAGAAAACAGAUAGUGUGGUCAUUUUCUCAGGAGAAGGAUCAGAUGAGUUGACCCAAGGAUAUAUCUAUUUUCAUAAGGCACCGACAGCUGAAGAAGCUGCUGAGGAAAGUGAGAGACUUCUCAGAGAGCUCUACCUGUUUGACGUUCUCCGUGCUGAUAGGACAACUGCUGCCCAUGGUCUUGAACUAAGAGUUCCAUUUUUGGAUCACCAGUUUACUGCUUACUACCUUUCUUUGCCAGCAGAACUCAGAAUUCCAAAGAAUGGGAUUGAAAAGCACCUCUUAAGGGAAGCCUUUGAAGAGUCUAACUUAUUGCCUAAAGAAAUACUUUGGAGACCCAAGGAAGCUUUCAGUGAUGGCUUAGCUUCUAUCAAAAAAUCUUGGUUCUCUAUGCUACAAGACUAUAUUGAGCUUCAGGUUGAUGAUCUUUUGUUGGAGAAAGCUGAAGAGAAAUUUCCAUUCAAUCCUCCCAAAACAAAAGAAGGAUACUUUUACCGUCAGAUCUUUGAGAAGCACUACCCAGGCUAUUCCAUUUGGCUCCCGCACUAUUGGAUGCCAAGGUGGAUCAGAGCUACUGAUCCAUCUGCUCGCACAUUGAAGCAUUACAAAUCCGCUACAAAAGAAUAGUUUUAUUAUGUAUUGGAGGAAUAAUUUCUCCAAAGAGCUUACUAAACAAGAUGAAUCUUGUUGGCCUAAAGGAACUUAGAAGCAAUGUAUGGUUUUUUUUCCUUCAAAAAAAAAAAAAAGUAAUGAAUACAAUAGUUUAUUUAGAUAAAAUAGAAUGUUAUUUAUGAUUCCAACCAUGCCAGUAACAAUAACGUCUCUUAGCCUUAAACUGCACUAUGCAACAACAGAUAUACUCCAGAAUCAAGUUUGGUAAAAUGAAAGCUAGGACUGUAAGUCUUUAUUCAGAUAGUUUAAUUUACUCUGAUGUCAAAUGAUAUUUAAGCAACCUAAGCAUACAGAGAAUUAAAAGUAGUUUAAGUGCACUUUUUCUGCAAUUAAUGAGUUGUAGGUUUUUUUUAAGUAGUAUGUUUGUAGACUUAUAAAUAAAAUAAAAACUAAUCUUCUGAGUUCAAAUGGUAAAUACUAGUUAUUUUACUGUGGGAAAGGAUAAUUAACUCUAGUUUUUGUAAAUUUAAGUCUCCCAGGCAGGGGUGAAAUCUAAAUUUUUUUGCUACCGGUUCUGUGGGCAUGGCUUAGUGGGCGUGGUUUGGGGGGGUCAUGUGACUGGGUGGGUGUGUCUAUGUGACUGGGGAAUCAAAAGACAGAAACUAACUAGCAAUGUCCUGCUGGAGCAGGAUUGGUUAGAUGACCUCCAGGUCCCUUUCAGCCCUGGAUUAUCCUCUGAAGCUGCAUCUAGUGCCAGGUUUGUACUCUUUCCUUCCUCUCCUUCCUUCCUUCUUUCCUUCCCUGCCUCCUUCCUUUCUUUCUCUCUCUCUCUCUUAAAAAUGAACCCCCCCACACCCUGUUUUUCCUCCCAUCAGGCUUGCUAGGCAAACAAAAAAAAAGGUUUUUUUUCCAUUUUUCCUCCCAGCAGGCUUGCUUGGCAAACCAAAAAACGGGGGGAGGGGAUCUGUUUUUCCUUCCAGCAGGCUUCAGGGAAGCCUGCUGGGAGGAAUAACGGACUCCCCCCCCCCUGUUUUUUGGCUAGCACCAGCUGAGCUGCACGAUCAUCAAAGGCUUUUUUUUUACUUUUAAAAACAUUUUUUCUUCAGCCAAAAAAAUGCUUUUAAAAGUUAAAAAAAAUCCUCUGAUGAUCAUGUGGCUUAGUGGGGCAUGGCGGGGGGGAGGGAUUUUUGCUACGGGUUCUCCAAACCACCCACUGCCAUCGCUACUGGAUCGAAGGAUCCGGUCCGAACUGGGAGCAUUUCACCCCUGUAUAAAGGUGUGUAUAUCUGGGACAUCUGGAUUCUUUUUGAGCCUUAGAGUGAUUGCCAUUUUCAAUCUGCAUCAUCCUGUGAUCAGACCUCGACAACUCACCAUUCAUAGCUUUUUAACCACAUUACAAAUCAUAAUGCAUUUACUUGUCCAUCACUGUUUAAAACUGUGCAAAAUAAUUUUCAUAUAUUUUUUCUUACAGGAUCCCAAUAUAACAUUGCAUUCAGCAGAAUCCCUUUUACACAACUAAUGUAAUUCUACAGUUGCAAAUAAGCAUUAAAUCUUCCCUUUCAGUAAAACCUGUAGAAUUAAUUUUUCUAAAUGAGAGGGCUGUUAAAAGCAAAUUCAUGUAGAAAAUAUAGUUUCUAAUUCAAACUCUGCAGGAGAUUAUUUAAUAAGUUAAAAUAGUCUUAAUAUAUAACAUCAUGUGGCAUAAAAAGGCUCAUGUUCUAAAAAGUUAAACAAUACUUGAAUAAAUACCUGGAUUUGUUGA